This is a messenger RNA of Trichechus manatus latirostris (Florida manatee), 2358 nucleotides long. RefSeq names its product kelch domain containing 7A (gene KLHDC7A). Gene Ontology annotation, molecular function: protein binding. The record is from RefSeq and is a predicted model, not a curated record. The transcript has a single exon. Bases 1 to 2358 code for a protein of 785 amino acids. Lineage: Eukaryota; Metazoa; Chordata; Mammalia; Sirenia; Trichechidae.
AUGCUCCCCCAUAGAGCAGAGGCCGGGGACUGGUUCUUGGACAUGCAGCUGACAGGCAAGGUUGUGCUGUCGGCUGCCGCGCUACUCCUGGUGACCGCUGCCUACCGACUAUACAAGUCAAGGCCUGCCCAGGCCCCCCUUGGGGGUGGACACACCAAGGCUGAAGGCGGAGAGGAAGCAGAGGGCUCGGGGCCACCUGCUGUCAUCCAGGAGGGUUCUCCCAGGGCGCUGCCGAGGGGGCCGCGACGCCGGAGGGCCAACGAAGGGGCUGGAGCUCCUCUGGGCUGCAGCGAGGAGAAUCCGGGGGUCUCCUGUGUCCUGGCAACAGCAGUCACAUCCAGAGACAGGGAGCCCAAGAGGAGAGACACCAGUGAGGAAGGGGCGGGGCAGUGCCUGGACUCUAGGCAGAUUCCUCCUCCCUGCAGGGGCCAGGAAGCCGGAGCAGCAUUUGGCGGUAAGCCUGACCCUCCCCACCAUCCUUACUUGAGCUGUGAACCCAAAAGCUCCCCAGCUGGACUCAAUGCAGCAGAUGGCAGCCUUGUAGGUGAUAAGCUUGCCCUGUGGAGGGACUGCCAACCCCCAGAGCAGCAAGUGGUGGGGCCGCCAGGCUCUCCUCAUCAGCACUGGCUGGCCCACAUGGAAGGCAGCAGUAACAUGAACAAGACCUGGGUCUUGACCCGUGUAUCAGGGGUCCACAGGGAAGAGGCUGACACCCUCCGUGCUGCCUCGGACAUGGGCCUGGCCUUGCAUCAGCAGGACAGGGCCACUGACGUUUGCUAUACCUUCUCGUCCAUGGCCCGCAUUCGAGUGGAGGAGAACUUCAUACAGGAGAAGAUGGCGGCGGAGAGCAGGCCCAGGCUGAAGGGCAAGGUGUAUGAGUACUAUGUCGAGUCCACCUCUCACGCCAUCUCUAGAGGCAAGCUGGCCACUAGGGCUGCUGUCCUGACUGAGGCUCCAUCCCCUGUGCCAGGCCCCCUAGGGACCAGGGCAGUGUCCAGGGGCCAUGCCGAUGACACAGAAGGUGGAGAGGAAACAGUCGCCUCCUCCCAACCUAUGCCAGCUACCGCCACACCUGGCUUAAGCAGGAAGGAGAGCCUCCUCCAGAUUGUGGAGAACCCAGAGCUUCAGCUGCAACUCGGUGGCUUUAGGGCCCCAGCUUCCCCUGGCCCAGACCAGGGAGCUCCACCUGACUGCCCUCCAUCCCUGGAUUCCAGCUCAGCCAGAAGCAACGUGGAGCCCCGCAUACAGCUCGUAGCUGGGACCAAUUUCUUCCACCUCCCGCUCAGCCCCAGCUCAGCUCUGGACAUCCACCUGGACCUGGGCAAUUGCUACGAGGUACUGACCUUGGCCAAGAGGCAGAACCUGGAGUCGCUGAAGGAGGCAGCCUACAAGUUGAUGAGCGACAAUUACCUACAGGUCCUGCGAAGCCCAGACAUCUACGGCUGCUUGAGCGGAGCUGAGCGGGACCUGAUACUCCGACGCAGGCUCCAGGGCCGCCAGUACCUGGUGGUGGCCGAUGUCUGCCCGCAGGAGGACUAUGGCCACCUCUGUUGCUAUGAUGAUGAGCAGGACACCUGGCACCCAUUGGCCGGCCUGCCCACUGAAGCCGUGUCCCAGGGCUGUGCCAUCGGCACUCUCUUCAAUUAUCUCUUCAUGGUGUCUGGUUGCCAAGGGCCCAGGUGCCAGCCUUCCAACCGUGUCUUCUGCUAUAACCCACUGACGGGAAUCUGGAGCGAGGUGUGCCCGCUGAGCCAGGCCCGGCCCCAUUGCCGGCUGGUGGCCCUGGACGGGCACCUGUAUGCCAUUGGGGGCGAAUGUCUGAAUACAGUGGAGCGUUAUGACCCCCGCCUGGACUGCUGGGACUUUGCGCCGCCGCUCCCCAAUGACACGUUUGCCCUGGCGCACACGGCCACGACCUGCGCUCGGGAGAUCUUUGUCACGGGCGGCACGUUGCGCUACCUGCUGCUGCGUUUCUCCGCCCGGGAGCAGCGCUGGUGGGCCGGCCCCACAGGAGGUGGCAGGGACCGCACCGUCGAGAUGGUGGCAGUCAAUGGCUUCCUCUACCGUUUCGAUCUCAACCGCAGCCUGGGCAUUGGCGUGUACCGCUGCAGUGCCAGUACCCGGUUCUGGUAUGAGUGCGCCACGUACCGGACGCCUUAUCCAGAUGCCUUCCAGUGCGCGGUGGUGGACAACGUCAUCUACUGCGUGGGGCGCCAGCGCGCUCUCGUUUUCCUGGCAGACCACAUCUCACCCAGGUUUUUGCCCGGGGAGCUGCAGAGCUUCCCCUCCCCGAGGGGCACCCUCCUGCCAACCGUCCUGACCCUGCCGGCUCCCGAUGUGCCCCAGACCAGGGUCUAG